Messenger RNA from Perognathus longimembris pacificus (Pacific pocket mouse), 1978 nucleotides. RefSeq names its product nicotinamide nucleotide adenylyltransferase 1 (gene Nmnat1). The record is from RefSeq and is a predicted model, not a curated record. The transcript is spliced from 5 exons. The coding region runs from base 355 to 1197 and encodes 280 amino acids. Lineage: Eukaryota; Metazoa; Chordata; Mammalia; Rodentia; Heteromyidae. Gene Ontology annotation, biological process: NAD+ biosynthetic process. Gene Ontology annotation, molecular function: nicotinamide-nucleotide adenylyltransferase activity; nicotinate-nucleotide adenylyltransferase activity.
CUGUGGCUCAGCAGGUUGGUAGUGUUCUGCUGGCCUGGGGGCUACAGUCACAUAUGGGGUGGUUGGCUAGAUGUCAGCUGGGAUACCACUCUCUUCCCCGUAAUCUGUCAUCCUUUAGCGGGCUAACUUGGACUUGUUUUCAUGGCAGAGGCAGGAGUCCAAAGAGAGCAGAUGGGAGCAAAGCAUCUGCUAUGGUUUGGGUGUGCUGGAAGGUUCUGUUCUGGAAGCUUGAUCUCCAGUGGUGACCUUUGAGACGUGUGACCUUCUGGAGAGUAACUAGGGCUGGAAGGCUCUUGAGACAGCAAGGGAGGUGUCAGAACUUUCCAUUUAGAUCAGCAACUUCAACUUCUCACCAUGGACAAAUCUGAGAAGACCGACGUGGUUCUCCUCGCCUGUGGCUCCUUUAAUCCAAUCACCAACAUGCACCUCAGGUUGUUUGAGCUGGCCAGGGACUUCCUGAACGGAACAGGAAAAUACAGAGUUAUCAAAGGAAUAAUUUCUCCUGUUGGCGAUGCGUACAAGAAGAAAGGACUCAUCCCUGCCCACCACCGGGUCAUCAUGGCCGAACUUGCCACCAAGAAUUCAAACUGGGUGGAAGUGGACACGUGGGAAAGUCUUCAGAAGGAGUGGGUAGAGACUGUGAAAGUGCUGAGACACCAUCAGGAGAAGCUGGAGGCCAGCAAUUGUGAUCACCGACGGAACUCACCUGUGCUAGAAAGGUCUGGGCGGAAGAGGAAGUGGACUGAACAAAGACAGAAUUCUAGUCAAAAGAAAUCUCUAGAGCCAACACCAAAAGGUGUGCCAAAGGUGAAGUUGCUGUGUGGGGCAGAUUUACUAGAAUCCUUUGGGGUGCCCAAUUUGUGGAAGAGUGAGGACAUCACGCAAAUCGUGGCAGACUAUGGCCUCAUCUGUAUCACUCGGGCUGGGAGUGAUGCUCAGAAAUUCAUCUAUGAGUUGGAUGUGCUGUGGAAACAUCAAAGCAACAUCCACCUGGUAAACGAGUGGAUCACCAACGACAUCUCGUCCACGAAGAUCCGGAGAGCCCUCCGAAGGGGCCAGAGCAUUCGCUACCUGGUCCCAGAUCUUGUCCAAGAAUACAUUGAAAAUCAUAGUUUGUAUAGCUCUGAGAGUGAGGACAGAAAUGUGGGGGCAGUCUUGGCCCCUUUGCAGAGAAAUACUGCAGAAGCCAAGCCAUAGCGUCCUGCAGCAGGGAGGUUGGGACUGCUUUUUUGGAGGUCUGAAAUUAUCUGGGGGAGUAACUCAGAGAAGACAUGUGAUCCUGUUCCAUUAUCUAAAGCUUCAAAGUGUGAUAAACAUCAAUAGAAAAUUUAAAUGAGGUUUGACUUUUUUUCUGAUUGAAGUUACUAAAAUGAUUGGUUUUAUUAAGACUUUUUUUCCCCUCUCAAAGAAUGUACAAAUCACCGGGCGCUGGUUGCCCAUGCCUAUAAUCUUAGCGAAGCAGGAGGCUGAGAUCUGAGGAUUGGGGUUCAAAGCCAGCCUGGACAGAAAAGUUUGUAAGACUGUUAACUCCAGUGAUCAAUUUUAGCAGCUCAUUAAACAGAAUGAAUCUUAAUAGAAACUAAUCUCAAUUGAUAAAGGGCAUGAUGGCUCCACUACACAAGACUGCAAGGUCUGAACUAAGUAUAACUUUAGCCAGGCUCAGAAAUGCAUGCCUGUUGUCCCAGCUACUCUGGAUACUUAAAUGAAGGGUCACAAGCUCAGGAACUGGAGACCAGCCUGCACAGUAUACCCAAACCCCAAAUAAAAAACAAAACAAUGAUGAAAGGAGUGACAUCAAGCAAGAUGCAUUGUACUUAUAAACUGAUUUGUUGAAUGAUAACCCUUUGUACAGCUGCUUAAAGAUAAUAAAAAUAUAAUUACAAAAAAAAACCCUAGAAUUCUACUUCUGUUAUGAAGAGCAGUGAGAUUAUAUGCAGGCCUAAGGCUGUGACAUCUUCACCCAGGAUGGACAAAAGAA